CAUCGUUAGCCUGACCGUCCUGAAACCGUAAAAGUUUAUAUGAAUGUAAAUGAAAGGAAAAUGACACCACUACGUCCGUGUAUAGCCUACUUUGUGUGACGCACGGACGACUCCUGUCUAACUAAUGCCAACCGAUCAAACCGUUUGGAACGUGAUGAACAAAAGCAUCAAUGCUGAAGCUGCUGGUGGUGAUGCCAGUUCAUCCAAGAAACCUUGCCAUGACGGUUCAGGGGAGACAACAAUUGAUUCGUGCAGUGUUCGCUGGGAGUGGGAAGGGGACAAAAAUGUGUGGACUCAGUAUGCAAGCAAUCUAAAUGAAUCUAUCUGCAAGGCUGUGGCUAAUGGUUUGAAUGAGGUUGAUUUUGAUGUUGGAAAGACGUCCUUGGCUGUGAAAAUAGAUCAAAUGGCCCAGAAAAACAAGAAAACUGGAUGGCAGAGACGAUUACGAUGCUGCGUACAAGAAGAUGGAGGAUUCUAUGUCUGGCAGUGGGAGGAUGAACAAGGGAAGUGGAACCCAUACAGUUACGAUAUUGCAGUUAAAUUGGAAAAGGCUCGGCAGCUCAAGGAGACAGAAGUAGAUGUAUCAGCUUGUGCACGAUCGUACAGGGUGGACCUCUCGAAAAUGCAUCAAACUAACCUUGUUACAGAUGUGGUGAGAAAUGUGGCCAGGAUCAAGUCAGACGCAGAGGAAUCUACAGGAGAAACACCAGUAGUAUCCAGUUCUAAUGGUGAUGUCACGGCAACAAAAUCAGGCAAGGGUAAGGUUAAGGUGGAACCAGUGGACAACAGUGCAACAAAAUCUGGUAGAGGAGCAGCAAAAAGUGGAGGAAAAGCUUCAAAAUCUGGCAGGUCUGAGGAAGGCGAAUCAAAGGUGAGAACCGUGAUCGUCAAGAAAGGAUCAGCACCUGUAGAUCUAGAAUGUACCCUAGCUGAAAAAGCUGAGGUUUUCUCCGAGGGCAAGGAUGUUUGGGACUGUAUGCUCAAUCAGACAAGUGUGGGCAAUAACAACAACAAGUACUACCUCAUCCAACUACUGACUGAAGGCAAAGGAAAAUUUCACGUUUGGCAGCGCUGGGGUCGAGUCGGCUAUAAUGGCCAGAACAACCUAGUACCAUGUGGAGCUGAUCUUGACAAGGCCAAGAAGAUUUUUGCAAAAAAGUUUACAGACAAGACAAGAAAUAAUUGGGCUGAGAGAGAUAAUUUCGAGAAAGUUCCAGGAAAAUAUGACCUCCUUAAGAUGGACUAUGGGGCAGAGGGUGGAAUGGACGAAAUGGACGCCGGACCUUCAGGUAGUGUCGACAGCGAUGUUAAAUGUCCCCCUUCCAAACUGGACCAGAGACUGCAGAACUUGGUGAAUUUGAUAUGCGACAUCAAAUCCAUGGAGGAGGCUGUGAUUGAGAUGAAAUACGAUGCCAAAAAAGCUCCUCUAGGUAAACUAACAUCAGAACAAGUGAAGGCAGGAUAUGCUGCCCUGAAAGUUAUUGAUACAUGCAUCACCAGCGGGGACUUCGGUACAAAGCUCAACCGGGCGUGUGACGACUUCUAUACCAGAAUCCCUCACGAUUUCGGGAUGCGACCACCAGCGAUAAUCCGGACUAAAGAGGUAGUGGAACUAAAGAUGCAGCUUCUGGAGGCUCUCGGAGACAUUGAGAUAGCUAUAAAGACUCUGAAGAUGGGAGACAGAUCGGAGAACCCAGUAGAUAGACACUAUCAUUCACUGAAGUGUAAAAUGGAACCAAUGGAUCACAAAGCAGACGACUUCAAGAUGAUAACAGAUUACCUACACAACACUCACGCAGUUACACAUAACCAGUUCAAGUACCAGGUACUAGACAUUUUUGAGAUGGAAAAAGAAGGAGAGACUGCUGCCUUCAAAGAUUAUGGAAAUAGGAUGCUACUAUGGCACGGAUCGCGUCUAACAAACUGGGUCGGAAUCCUUAGUCAAGGACUACGGAUAGCUCCGCCGGAGGCUCCAGUCACAGGUUACAUGUUUGGUAAGGGAGUGUACUUCGCCGACAUGUCUAGUAAAAGUGCGAAUUACUGCUUCGCCACAAAGACAAAGAACACGGCACUCCUCCUUCUAUGCGAGGUCUCUCUUGGACAGACAAAUGAUUUGCUCAAUGCUGACUAUAAUGCUGCCAAGCUGCCACCAGGCAAACACAGCACAAGGGGCCUCGGCAGGAUAGGACCAGAUCCAGCCUCCACCAAAACUCUAACCGACGGCACACUUGUCCCGCUUGGUAAAAGUAAAGACACUGGAGUGAAAAAUCCCAAAGGAUACACAUUGAACUACAACGAAUUCAUUGUGUACGACACAAAACAAAUCCGAAUGAAAUAUCUGGUCAAAGUGAAGUUAAAUUUCAAAUGACACUUUCAAGUAGUUAUAUUGAACAUUUUCUGAUAAUGUUAAUGGUACAAUUGACGUACUGAUUGUACAAUUUCAUGGAGGUCAACUAAUAAAAUGUCUCAUCAACUUUAAAUUUUAAGUUCACAGUGGAGUCUGUUUAAGAGACUGUUCCUAAGUCUAAGUUUAAGAUGUACAGUGGAGUCUGUCUGAGAGACUGUUCCUAAGUUUAAACUUCGUAUAUACAGUGGAGUCAAAUCAAGAGACCGCUCCUAAAUCUGAAUUUAAAGUUUACAGUGGAGUCUGUUCCAGAGACUGCUCCCAAGUUUUAAUUUAAAGUUAACAGUGGAGUCUUUUCAAGAGACCACUCCUAAGUUUAAACUUAAAGUGAACUGUGGGAUCAAGAGACCACUCUUGUUGAGCAAUCUUCUCUUAAGAGACCCACCCUGCAAAGAGACCACUUUUGAGCCGAUUAGACUAGUUAAAAGAAAAUCAUCAGAUACAAAAUGGAAGUCGUGAAACACUGGAAGAUAUCACAGAUUGAAGUCAUACUUUCUGUAAUGGCUUUGUAAUAGCUGAAGUUUUUCUGUACAGAUAUUUUUCCAAUCAGGUUAAAGGUCAAAGGUUAGACUCUGAAUGCUGACUUUGAAAAACAAAUCCUGUCAUGUAAAUUGUAAAGACAAAGUCUGUCCCAUAUCAAAUAAGCAUUUAGAAUCAUAUCUUAAAGAAUGUAAUGUUUUGCUAACAAUGCAAGGUCUGUCAACUAUUUUUCCUUCAUUUCUAAUCAUAUGCAUUAUAGACGCAGAGGUCCACUGUACGACUUGAACUAAUGCAAAACUUUGUGCUAGAUAUUCUUUGUCUGGUACUGAAAAUGGUUCCACAUGAAAACCAUUGUACCAUGUAGCCGUCAUGGAAAAGUACUUGCUAUUGCUAACAGUAGUUCUGCCUGACCAAUCAGAGGCUGUUUUACACUAACUGGGCAGCUAUAUAAAUAUUUAUAUAAGUCGAGUGUCUACCGUGAUACCUGUGUUGACUGAAUUUUUACUUCCACAUUAACAACUUUUUUCUUCAACAAAAGACGUUAUUGUGAAGUCUUAAGAUGGGGUAUAUGUCAACCAAUAAACAUUAUUUACAUAUUUUAAAGUUGAUGGGGACCAUUGUCAUGUAUUUCUUUGACUUAACAUUAGUUUCAAUCUUACUUUGAAACUUUGAUUAAGGCCUAACUAUUGUCCAAUGUAGUUGUGGAUGUUUAUUCAUCAAUUAGAUUCCAUGUUUUGAUAGAUGUGUUGCCCUUUUUGUACUAGAAGCAAUAAAAAUCCUCUUUGGAUAGCUCCCUUUCCAUAAAUUUCAUUGAUCCCCCCCUUCCCUUAAGAAAUUGAGGGAAGGCGGUGAGGGGUUCCUCUGUCCAUCUGUCUGUAGCGCUUGUCUGGAUGAUGACUUGAGAACAAAUUAUCAGGUACAAAGUUCAAAUUUUGUGUGUGGGCUGCCCUAGUGGAUUAAAAGAAACCUAUUGAUUUUGGGCGUAGUCCAAUAAAACUCAUGUCAUCAUUGCAGUCUGCGACGUUAGGUACUAGUCUGAUGCCCACGACUAGUAAAUUUAAGUCUGGACUAGUAUUGAAAAUAUUUAACUAGUCCGACUGGCAAUUUUCUUCCAAAAUAAUGGAAAUAUUAUUAAUGGUAUAUAUUUUGCACUAUAAAGCUUGUCACAAGUUCUAAUCCUAUCGUAAAAUACGGUAUGCGUCGAAGCUUCGAAGUUUCGAUGAGCGAUCGCGAGACUGGGUUCUGGAUUUUACUAGUUACCGAACAUUACUUCCGGUUUAUAACCACGUGAAACCAACCAUGGCGAUGUUGCUAAGUUGGAGAAAAGGUUCAAAACCAGCUAAGCCUGUCCGUGAACAGACAGAAAAAAUUGCUCCAACACGAAAGAAAAAUUUACGGUUCUGGCGUGUGCUUAAAGGCUCGAUGGAAACAACUGUAAUACUGUAUUAGAGAUAAUUGGCGAUCACGUUCCGUGCUCUGUUCCUUUAGUUAAUUAUUGAGAGACAUUUUGUUUUGAUUUCUAAUAAUUUUCCAAUUUAGAUCACAAUUUACACUGCAUGCUGUAAAAAAGACCAGUCUGUAAUUUGGACUAGCAAAUUCACAGUUGGACUAUUAAAAUUAUGGGUUCACUAGUCCAAAUGACUAGUAAGGAAAAUAGUUUACGUCACAGACUGCCAUUGCUGAAAGUAGAAUCUUAAUUACCUGAACGAUUACUUCAAACUAAUUGUCAUACAAAGUUCAAACUUGGUGUAUUGGUAGCCGUAGCCGUAUAUACUCCACUGGUCUCUGGUGUAACUUGGAAAUGGAUGAUUGUUAAAAAUCUGCUUUUCAUAGAAAAGGUAGCACAUCCACAUAUAAGCAUUGUGAAACAGAUUUGUUCGCAAGUUUCGUGCCCUUCUCGAAUGCAAAUCUAUGAUAGGUUGGAGCAAAUCCUAGCUGGUGGGAUUAAUAAUCACCAUCAUGUCAAUCAAGUAAACUGGUCUGUUGUUAUUUUAUCCAGGACACAUUCAUUUGAAUAUGCUGGUGGCUCAAGUUUUGUCAGAAGCUCAACUGUAUAGUAAAUCAUGGAAAUUGUGUAAGAAUUUUUUUCCAGAAAGAGAGGUUGUACAUGUACUUCAAUGUUUAUAAGCAUUUGCUUGUACACAGCAGCAAUCAAAUCAUUUCAGUAUUUAGCUUGUCAUAAAGGAACAUAACAUUAUAGAGAAUGGCUGAUAUGCAUAAUACAAACCUUUAGACUAUGCCAUAUUGCUGUAUAUUUGUCCUGUGUUAUUUCUAUACAAAUCAUCUCAACUUUUCAGGAAAAAAUAAUUUUGAAAAUUUGUAUACCAACAUUUGCUGAAGUUUCUGCACAUUACACUGGAGAAGACAUAACUUUUGAUUUCCACAGGAAGGCAGUAUUUGACCUUAGCUGUAUGGACAUGUACACACUUUGUCGAUUUUUGGUACUCAAAAAGUCUUCUACCUAAGACAAUUUUGAAUAUUCUCAUAUCUCUAAAGAUGGCAGUGUUUGACAUAUAAAAGGCUAUCUCUAGACUUUUGGUUUCUCCACUUCAGACAUUUUUGAAUUUCCCCCUAAUCUUUGGAGCGUGCCAACUUAGCCUUGAUGAUAUAUGCUGUUAAUAAUUUUAAGACCCUCUCUGGAAUUCAGGGUAUUCCUUAGUAGACACUGCAGUGUACUGUGAACCACUUGAUAUUUGAGAAUACAGAUUCCAGUUAUUAUGCUGCCCACUUGUUUGUGAGAAUUUUAUUCUACGAAAACAGAAUAUGAAAUUUUCGAAUUUAGACCUGGUAAGAUAUUUGCAAUGUAGAAAUUUUCACAUUAAUACUUUUUUGAAAUUUUGACGUUGGUUAUCAGGCUAUACAUACUGCUGUAAUGAACAUUCAAUAGUGUUUAAGUGUGCACCUGUUUGCAUAUACAUUGUACAAGUAGGGAUAUACAUAAUCAUGUUCAUAUAUCUUGUUUCAGCUUACCUGAGUAUCUUAUUAUGAGGUAUUUAAACUCAGGAGAGAUGCUUUUCAUGUGAUAAUUUGUACCUCAUGAAAACAUUCGAGUGAUUCAUUGUAAAUCAAGAUUUGUUCGUUUGAAUGUAAAGUAUGUUUUGUAGUACAAAUUUUAAUUGUUAAAACUAAAAAGUCAUAUUUGUUCAUGUCUGAAAUUUUCAUUAGAAUUGUUUUGUUAAUAAAAGAAUACUUCUUUUAUAUAGUA
Mizuhopecten yessoensis (Yesso scallop) is the source of this 6089-nucleotide messenger RNA. Its product is annotated as poly [ADP-ribose] polymerase 2-like. Gene Ontology annotation, molecular function: zinc ion binding; NAD+ poly-ADP-ribosyltransferase activity. The record is from RefSeq and is a predicted model, not a curated record. The transcript is spliced from 18 exons. The coding region runs from base 125 to 2368 and encodes 747 amino acids. Lineage: Eukaryota; Metazoa; Mollusca; Bivalvia; Pectinida; Pectinidae.